This is a messenger RNA of Dendrobium catenatum, 528 nucleotides long. RefSeq lists its product as uncharacterized. The record is from RefSeq and is a predicted model, not a curated record. Lineage: Eukaryota; Viridiplantae; Streptophyta; Magnoliopsida; Asparagales; Orchidaceae. The transcript is spliced from 2 exons. The coding region runs from base 1 to 528 and encodes 175 amino acids.
AUGGAAUUUCCAGUUGGUGACUUUGUGCAUAUCAAAUUCAGUCCGAUGAAAGGAGUUAGCAGAUUUGGAAGAGUGAGUAAGCUCAGUCCAAGGUAUGUUGGACCGUUUGAAAUCCUUGAAAGGAUUGGUAAGUCUGCUUACAGACUGUUACUAUCUGAUCAGAUGUCUGAUGUGCACAAUGUUUUUCACGUAUCUACUUUGAAAAAGUGGAUAUCUGAUUCUGGAAAGAAAUUAUCUGUUGAUGAAGUAGAGAUUCAGGAGAAUCUGAGGUAUGAAGAAGAACCUGAGUUGAUUUUGGCCUAUGAUGUACGUAAGUUAAGAAGUAAACAAAUUCCUAUGGUUAAAGUUCAGUGGAAGCACCGAACAGCACGAGGAGCGACGUGGGAGAAGGAGUCGGACAUGAGGUUCAGAUCAGUGAUAGUACCUGAACGUAGUAGUAAUCUCUUCUCUUUGUGCACCAAGUCCGCAGCACAAAGCACAGGACAGAAGGAUCAAAAUCUCAAGACUCAGGCCAAGACCGCAGAAUGA